CCACGCUUUCCCUCCCCAUCGCCUCGUCCAAUUUCGAACAGUGCUAGAGAGAAAAAAGGAGGUCAGGCCAUCCUCCCCAAAUCUCCCUGGCCGUCGACGCCUGCGCGAGCGAACCCUGCCGAGAUCCUCGUCGAGGGAGAGAGGCUCCGCACUGCCGCGAUGCAGAGGAGGUGGCAGGUCUUUGCCCAGCCCGACGGCAGCCUCGCCUGGAUCCCCGUCGCGCCGCCCGCUCCUCCGCCGCUGCCGGGGCGCGCCGCGGGUUCGGCCCUGCCGACGGUGCCCGCCGCGGCCGUAGCCCCCGCCCCCGCCGCCUCUGGGGACGACGGCGCGCUGGUAGAAGAAACCCUAGGCGCGGGCGGCGCCGAGGGAGCCCGUGCCGCGUCCAUGAAGGACAUCCUCGUCCAAGCUCGGAAUAAGAUGGUUGAAGGUGACGGGAUGUCCGAAGCAAUUGUGGAUGGAGGAAAGGAUGAGCUGUUCUGCACUGGAUCGGGGAGAUCAGUGUCUGUCAGUGAGAGGACCAUAAGGAGAGCCAGAGCGUUAGUUGGUGAUGAGGCGGGGGAGACGAGUAAUAAGAGGAUAAAGCAACCGAUUGGUGAUGGCGCUGAUUUAGAGGGCGAAUUGGGAGGCAUGGAUGUAUCAUUUAGAGGUGAAGGGCAUAACAGUAGCAUGUCCCCAGUGUUCCAAACUGGAUCAGGAAAAGCAGUCUCGCUGAGCAAGGACUCAGUCCAGAAGGCAAGAGUUAUUUUAGAAGAUGUGGGAGGUGUGGACAGCAUGGAACAGUUUCCAUUAUUCCAAACUGGUUCAGGUCGAGCUGUAUCAGUCAGUGUGGCAUCUUUUCAGAAAGCCAAGUCUGUCUUGGGGGAAAAUAAUACGAGCGGAGGAAAUACAGAGAGUUUUGGUAGGCCUGACCAGCCUAUGAUGUUCCAAACUGGUUCAGGAAGGCCAGUCAUGAUCAGCGAAGGACCCACUGAGAGCUGUAGGGCUGCGGUGUUGGAGGAAGACGCUGAAAAGAGUGGACAUUGCGGUACCAACUGCCAGUUCCCAAUGUUCCAAACAGGUUUAGGGAGGCCUGUUGCUGUGAGCCGGAGCUCAGUUCAGAAGGCAAGGGCAGUAUUGGAGGAACAGAAUAUUAAAGAAACUGGACAUGGAGAUACCAGUGAUUGUCCCACAAUUCUUCAAACUGAAACACCGAGGUCCGUUUUGAUGAGUAGCAGCUUAAUCACGAAUGAUAGAUCUGUCACACCAAAGGGAGAUAGUACAAUGCAAGAGAAAAAUCAUGUGGAUGAUGACCACUUACCGUUGUUUCAAACUGGGUUAGGGAGGUCAGUUGCAAUAAGUAAGAGCUCAAUUAAGAGGGCUAGUGCAGUUCUGGAGCCAAGGAACAUUGCAAAGGAAUUGGAAGAUGAAGCUCAUUUACAUGGUGGCCAUGAUGGCGCUCUAGUGUUUAAAACUGGACUUGGAAGAACCAUCUUAGCAAGUGAGAACUCUAUAAAGAAAGUACAGGUUAUUUUAGAGGCUCAAGAAGAAGCUAAAAGUGUAAAUAAUGACAAUGGAGAAGCCUAUGCUGAAGAUGCAACGUUCCAAGCUGGAGCGCAAAAGUUUGUACCCCAAAAUGGAAGUUCAAGUCAUAAUGCCAGUAUCCUCUUUGAGCAAGGAAGCUUUGCGGAGAAAGGAUAUGAAGACUAUGGAAGUCAACUGCCGAUGUUCCAAACCGGAUCUGGAAAGUCGGUCUUGAUUAGUGAAAGCUCAGUGCAGAAGGCAAGGGCUGUUCUGGAGGAAGAAUGCAAUAUGAACAGAGAUAAUCAUAAGCUCCUUAACAGCAAGGACAAAAAGUUUCAUGUCUUUACUUCGCCUCUGAAGACAACCUGUGCAAGAACAGUAAAUAUAUCUUCAGUUGGAGUUUCUCGAGCUGCUGCUUUGUUGGGGUUGGAGGAGAAUACCCUUUCAACACAAUUUUUCGGACACGUGGGAGAAAAGCUAGGUACAAAGAUAACUGUUGAGCGGGAAAAUCCAGAACAGAGGCUUGGUACUGCAUCUGUUCAUGGAAUUUCUGGUGGUUGCUCCAUGAGUUCUUUCCCAACAGAAAACCAAGUACUUAAGGAACCACAUAUGUCAUUUCUACUUUCUAAUAGCACUCUCUCCGAUUCUGGUGAGUGUCCUAUCAGAUUCAGUACUGCAGGUGGCAGAUCAAUGGCUAUUUCUAGUGAUGCACUUCAACGCGCGAAAAGCCUUUUGGGUGAAUCAGAACUUGCGGUUUCGAAAGAUGAUUUAGUUGGGCACUCUUCGGUAUCUGUUUCUAAAGAUGAGAUACCAAGUUCAACUCUUGCCUGGAAAGAAGGUGAUCUUGAUUUACCAAAAAUAAGUAGGGCUGAGGGCAAAACUGAAUUAUCAACAUUUUCUCACGAAGCAAUUCCUGAGAAGAAGCACACUGGUUCCUUUGGAUAUGCUGUACCCGAUACCCUGGCGACCAAGGGAAAUGGUAACAGGUUUCAUGUGGGGAGUCAUUCAAUCAGUAAUAUCCCAAAGAUCCCGAAGCCUUCUUCCAGAUGUUUAUCUGAAUCAGACAAUGCAAGUGACACUAAGGACAUGGCUCGACGACUCCAUAUGCCAUCGGGAGCAUUGGUUGACAUCACUAACUUCAUGGGUGAACAUUCUGGAAAUAUCAACCAUGUUAAUAAUGAGAAGAGAAGAAGUGUGGGAAGAAAUUCUGCAUCCCCAUUUAAACGGCCCCGCUCAUCCAGGUUCAUCGCGCCUAUAAACACCAACAAACAGUCCUCUACUGGAGUACACAAACUGCCACCAACUCUGAUCACUCCCUGUCGAACAAAGCUUUCUGCAUGUUAUCCUUUUCAACAUAAAAGGAAAACUUGGAAAGAGUAUUUCGGUGGCCGUCCUUGCUUCAAUCUUUCGAAGGAACAUCUAACAGAUGAAGUAAAGCUCAUGGAUGCAAAAAGAGCUGAGAAGUAUACGUUCGAUAGCUUGGGUACUGGUGCAGAAGAAUUUCAGAAGAUGCUGCUUGCCUGUGGUGCUUCGUCGACAUAUGCAACUAAAGAAUGGGUGAGCAAUCACUAUAAAUGGAUCGUGUGGAAACUUGCUUCACUUGAGAGAUGCUAUCCAACUAAAGCUGCUGGUAAAUUCUUGACAGUUGCUAAUGUUUUUGAAGAGCUGAAGUAUAGGUAUGACAGAGAAGUGAACAAUGGCCAUCGGUCAGCAAUAAAGAAGAUUUUAGAAGGAAAUGCUUUGCCAUCUUUGAUGAUGGUGCUGUGCAUUUCAGCUAUUCACUCUCGUCCUGGCAUAAGCAAAUGUAAGUUGGAGGCUGGUAGAGCAGAUACAAACGAGGACAUCAGUGGCAAUAAAAGCCUGACAGCUGCUCAUAGAAACAAGUCUGCACAAAUUGAAUUAACUGAUGGAUGGUAUGCCCUAGAAGCUUCAUUAGAUGUGGCACUUUCCGAACAACUAGAUAAAAGAAAGCUUUCUAUCGGACAAAAGCUUCGGAUAUGGGGAGCUUCUUUGUGUGGUUGGACUGGGCCUGUAUCAUUUCAUGAGGCAUCUGGUACCGUCAAAUUGAUGGUCCAUGUAAAUGGCAGUUAUCGUGCAAGAUGGGACGAUACUUUGGGGUUCUGCAAGCAUGUUGGACCCCCGCUGGCAUUCAAGUGCAUAAAAGCUUCCGGUGGCCGAGUCCCUAGGACACUGGUUGGAGUUUCAAGGAUAUAUCCUGUUCUGUACAAGGAGAAGUUGCCCGAUGGUCGAUCUGUUGUGAGAUCUGAAAGGAUGGAAAGAAAGGCGGUACAAAUGUACCACCAAAGAGUAUCUAAGAUCACGGAAGAUAUUCUGUGUGAACAAGAAGAAAACUGUGGCAGUACUGAUGAUAGUGAGGAAGGGGCGAAAAUUUGCAAAAUGCUAGAGCGGGCGGCUGAGCCUGAAGUUAUGAUGGCAGGCAUGACUUCAGAGCAGAUGAUGUCUUUCUCCUCUUAUCAAGAAAAGCAAAAGGUAGUUAGGCAAAACAAAGUGGCCAAGAAGGUUGAAAAGGCACUGGAAGUUGCUGGCCUUGGUCCAAGAGAUAUUACACCAUUUUUGAAAUUGAGAGUGACGAGCCUUGUUCAUAAAACCACUGCUACAAAAACCACCAAGGAAGGGCUAAUAACAAUUUGGAACCCUACCGAGAAGCAAAAAGCCGACCUGGUGGAGGGACAAAUUUAUUUUGUCACAGGACUGGUGCCUUGUACCUAUUGUACUGACAUUCUUUACUUGCAUGCUAGAGGACCAUCUACGAUGUGGAAGCAGUUAGCAUCAGUACAGGCUAAAGAUUUUGAACCAUUUUUCACUCCACGUAAGGUGGUUGAACUGUCAUCAUUUGGUGAUGUACCACUUGCAAGUGAAUUUGACAUUGCAGGUGUUGUUUUGCAUGUCGGCGACGUUUAUUUAUGUAGCAGCCAGAAAAGGCAGUGGCUCUUUUUGACAGAUGGAUCUAAAUUUAUCUCAGGCCAGCAGUCCACAGAGCAAAACGAUUGUCUUCUAGCAGUUAGCUUUUCUUGCCCAAUUGCUGGUGACGACUAUGCAUUUUUCAGUUAUGCCCUUUCUGGAAAUACAGUUGGUUUCAGUAAUCUCGUCAAGCGACAGAAAGACCAGAUGAGGCGCUUAUGGGUAGCCGAGGCAACAGAGAGCACCACCUAUACCAUUUCCCAUGAGAUCUCCAAAAGAUCGCAUCUUAAGGAAGCUGCGACAUGUGCUGAGAAAUGGGCUUCAAGUUCUUAUCCUAAAAUUCAGGAGCUAAAGGAAAGGGUUUUGUGCAUAAUUGGUGACAGUGGUGGCUGAAGCACUAUGAGAUAUAUCAUAUAUGAAUGCUGCUACUUUUUUGGAGGUAAUGUAAGAAAAUGUGUCAGGAGUUCUAGGGAAUUUACUAUCCUCCCGGAGAUAGUAACUGGUUGGAGUGCUGGUUGGACCGUUGGAGGUGGUGUUUUCCAAGCUUCCACGACCGUUCCAGGAUGAAGUUUGUGGCAACGGGAUGCUCAUUCGUAAUUACGAAGGGAUAUCCAAGAAUUGAUUUCAUGAUGAAUGCCUAGUGACAAAGCGAUCUAUCAUGGGCUAUGUGCGUUGACAGUACUUCUAUGUGUGCAGGACAUGCGAGGCUGAGCAGGACUGAUGAGCGGAGACUCGCGGAACAAAAGGGAUUUCCCUCGACCAGUAACCACAUUAUUUUUACUAAACAUGACGGCAUCUUUAUGGAGUUUGAAGAUUCGAUGGGGAGCAGCCUUCGGUCCACCGUCUGGUUCAGAUCAUCCAGGAUGAAGUUCCAUCCUGGAGUAGAGCGCGAGCGCUGGGUGUACAGUGAAUUAUCCUGGAGAGUUAGGUCUGUCGCCAAGUGGCCGCCCUGAGGGUGUGCAUUGUCGGGCCGCUCACGCAUGCCGUUUCAUGUACAUGCAUGCUCGACCUUGUAUGUUUAAUACCUUGUCCUAUCAAUGAAAUGCGCUGCAGUGGCUUAGGAACCAUACUGACAAGUGGCUUGCGGGCAUCACGAGCGACAGUGAAACUUUUUUUCUCGUCCUCUUGCUCAGUGGUUGUUCAGUCUGAUCAUUUUGUAUAUCGUUUUCUUUCCUCCAAAUGAGACUGAUGUAAUGGACUAUGCAUUUCUACCCAGCAGGAGUCACAUUGUUACCUUUGUUUAGACA
This is a messenger RNA of Brachypodium distachyon (stiff brome), 5669 nucleotides long. RefSeq names its product protein BREAST CANCER SUSCEPTIBILITY 2 homolog B. The transcript has 32 exons. The coding region runs from base 160 to 4815 and encodes 1551 amino acids. Gene Ontology annotation, biological process: regulation of DNA-templated transcription; double-strand break repair via homologous recombination. The record is from RefSeq and is a predicted model, not a curated record. Lineage: Eukaryota; Viridiplantae; Streptophyta; Magnoliopsida; Poales; Poaceae.